CUCCGCUUCAAACCUCGGUUAUUCACACUGUCACAACCGCAUGGCUUGUUUCUAUUGAAUGAUACACCCAAUCUUAUCUUGUACUACUGAGCGGAGGUAGUUUCCAUAUGACCGAGGUAAAGAAAACGGACGUGUUCAUUAGCGGCGGUGGGCCUACUGGUUUGCUUACUGCGUAUGCACUUGCUAGACAGGGUGUGGAUACCUUAUUCGUUGAGCAACAUGACAAAGCUCAACAGGCAAUGUAUGGCCGCGCAACAACUCUCCACCCACGCACGCUUGAAUUGCUGGAUCAAUUGAGUAUAUUAGACGACCUGAACCAAAUUGGCUAUGUGGCCCGUGACAGUGUGACGUACAGGGACGGCAAGCGGGUGUCGUCUAGAGGCUGGGAAAUUAUGUACCAGCAUAUGCGUGGCACGUUCCUGGAUUAUUGUUUGAAUAUUCGCCAGAAGUUCUCGGAGGAGGUAAUUCGUGAUGCAUAUGUAUCGCUUCGAGGCGAGCCGUACAUUGGUUGGAGAUUAGACGGCUUCAUCGUUGAGGAAGCCUGUGAUGAUGAUUAUAAAGUCGUCUCGCAUGUGACAGAGGUUAGUUCGGGUAGAAGCUUGACGGUGAGAAGUAAAUUCAUUGUUGGCGCGGAUGGUAGCCACUCGCUUGUGAGACGCCUUGCUGGUAUUCCAUUUGAAGGCGACCACACAAACUUUCGAUGGGUACGCAUUGAUGGGCGCUUCAAGACUGAUAUGCCUGAGGCUGAUAUUGGCUUCGCCUCCAUUGAGUCCAAAAGUCAUGGGAAUGUGCUCUGGGUUCAAUUAGAUCAUGGCGUGAAGCGGAUCGGAUUUGCUAUGACACCGGAAAUGCUCGCCAAAUACGGGGACAAGCUUACACUUGAGGACGCGAAGGUGGAGGCUGUCAAGUCUAUGGAGCCAUUUUCGUUGGAAUUUGAAACCAUUGACUGGUGGACCUUGUAUGGUAUCAAUCAACGCGUAGCAGAGUGCUUUUAUAACAACGACCGUGUGUUACUAGCAGGCGACGCCUGUCACACGCACUCAUCUGGCACAGCACAGGGCAUGAACACAGGCGUCCAUGAUGCUGUGAAUCUAGCGUGGAAGCUCGGCGGCAUCGUGAAAGGCUGGUAUAAUGAUGAUGUGCUUCGCAGCUAUGAUACAGAGCGACGUCCUGUAGCGCAGCAUCUAAUCAACCUUGACAAGGACUUCUCGGCUACCAUAUCGGGUACCGUUCCUGACAGGUACAAGGAUCUAUCCUUAAGCUCAAACGAGCUGUUUGCCAAGGUCUUUGAUGACACGAUAGAUUUCUGUAUUGGGUUGGGAAUCCACUAUAACGAGAGUAUCAUCAACAAGACUUCCCUAGCAACGGCAAUUUCAGCAGGCUGGAGAGCUCCAGAUGCUUUGGUAUAUGCUCCUGGAUCACGACUACCUAUUAGAUUAUUCCACCUAAUGCCGAACGUUGGUGCUUGGUCGAUUCUUCUCCUCGCUGGACAUCCUGAGAAAACUGGGCAAAGUCUCAUUCAUGCCGUGGAGAUAGUGAAACAGCUCAGCGAAAGCCUUCCUCGCAAAAUGAUUCGAUCACUCACUGUGGUUGCUCAGAGUCCUGCUGGAGGAGACCAGAGGUUCAGUAUUCCAACGAUAGGUCGACUCUAUUAUGAUCCAGAGGGCUCUGCUCAUGCUGCCUAUACGGUGUCUGAUAGCAAUGGCGCAGCCGUCGUUGUUCGACCUGAUGGAAUUUUGGGUUAUGCAACACAGCUUGACGAAGCCAGUAGCGUCAUUAAAUAUUUUUCCGGCUUUAUUACUCGGUGA
This is a messenger RNA of Aspergillus welwitschiae, 1808 nucleotides long. RefSeq names its product pentachlorophenol 4-monooxygenase. The transcript has 4 exons. The coding region runs from base 108 to 1808 and encodes 566 amino acids. Gene Ontology annotation, molecular function: FAD binding. NCBI's taxonomy places the organism in Eukaryota, Fungi, Ascomycota, Eurotiomycetes, Eurotiales, Aspergillaceae. The record is from RefSeq and is a predicted model, not a curated record.